Mauremys reevesii (Reeves's turtle) is the source of this 608-nucleotide messenger RNA. Its product is annotated as diazepam-binding inhibitor-like 5. The record is from RefSeq and is a predicted model, not a curated record. NCBI's taxonomy places the organism in Eukaryota, Metazoa, Chordata, Testudines, Geoemydidae. The transcript has 2 exons. Gene Ontology annotation, biological process: fatty acid metabolic process. Gene Ontology annotation, molecular function: fatty-acyl-CoA binding. Bases 207 to 470 code for a protein of 87 amino acids. Gene Ontology annotation, cellular component: mitochondrion.
UCCCGACCAGCCGCCGCCUGCGAGCCACGUGGCCGCGGCUCCCCCCAGCGAGGCGGCACAGCGGGCUCUGCCGGCGCCUCCCCAGCACUGCACGGAGCGGCGAUCGCGGAGCGGUGCCCGUUGUCGUGGCCUGGGUCAGCCCUUGAGAAUCUUGGCAAGCCCUCCACCGCGUAAGGAAGGAGCAGACCUGACGCUGAGCUCUCACCAUGUCUCAGGCGGAAUUUGAGAAAGCCGCUGCCAUGGUCAGGGAAAUGAAGGUUCCGAUCUCAGAGCAAGAAAAACUGGAGAUUUACAGUCUCUACAAACAAGCCACCAUCGGGGACAUCAACAUUCCCUGCCCUUGUGCAACCGAUGUAACAGGCAAAGCCAAAUGGGAGGCCUGGAAUGGACGCAAAGGGAUGAGCAAGGCCGAUGCCAUGAAGAAUUACAUAGCAAAAGCAGAAGAGAUGAAAAAAAAGUAUGGAGCGUAAAAUUAAGCAUUCAUAGAUAUCAGGCAGCCACAUGUCAUUAGCAGGGCUUUUGACCCAGCAUCCCUGCUAGGGAGUUUCCUCUCACCCUUAGAUCAAUGUAGUGUAGCUGCCAAGCCAAUAAAACUCUAAUCAACAACA